This is a messenger RNA of Durio zibethinus, 2849 nucleotides long. The record is from RefSeq and is a predicted model, not a curated record. NCBI's taxonomy places the organism in Eukaryota, Viridiplantae, Streptophyta, Magnoliopsida, Malvales, Malvaceae.
AAGGUUCGAGGGAAGUCCUCCCUUGGAAAUAAUAUCACACCAAAUAAAACCUAGCUCUUUUCCUUCUUUUUCAUUCUCUUCUUUCAAGGUCAACAACUGUCGAUGAACUUGCAACGUUUCUUUGAAACGUCCAUGGGGGUUUGUUGUACCCAAGUCUAGUUUUGAUGUUUGGUUCCUGUUGGUGAACAAAGCACCGACUUUCUCAUUGUACUGAGAGGUGAGAGGGAGCUUAAGGUAAACGCAAAAAACAUUGCAACACAAUCCCUUACUAUUUCUCCUGGGACUCUCCCUAAAUCCCGAAUAGUCUUCAACCCUAGCAAAACCAAGAGAAGUGGUAGUAGUAAAACAUGACACAGUUUCUGGUGUUCUAAAUUUGUUUGUGUAUUUGUUUAUUUUUUUAAUCUCAACUAGCCUAAUUAGUCGCCACUUUUCUUCCUUUCUUUCUAGGUUUGUUUGGGUGAUUUUUCUUUCUCAUCUUUACCGUUUAGAUCCCCCAGGAAAGGUCACAAUUUGUGCUAAAAAAUAAUGGAUUUUGGGUCAUCAGGCAGAGAAGGGUUUGGUGAAGAAGAACAAAUGGGUAAAGGUAAGCUCCCUUUUUCGUACUCUUCCUCCUCUUCUUCUUCACCUUCUUCUUCUUCUCAGCACAAAACCCAGCUGGCUCCUCUUAGCAACUCUAGGUGGGAGCAGCAGCCUCUUCAGAUUCACGACAGCCACAACCAAAUAAGUCCCAACUGGUUAGGCAACAGGUACGAACCUGAAGAAAAUAACGAAGCAACUGUCACAGCAACUGCAAGUGAAGCUGAUUCCAAACGCAUAGACUCAGAUUCAACCCUUGAGCUCAAGAGUAGUCUAUGUGCCAACAUCGAGAAAGAACACAUGUUUGAUAAAGUAGUCACUCCAAGCGAUGUGGGGAAACUCAAUCGACUUGUUAUCCCAAAACAACACGCUGAGAAGUAUUUCCCGUUGGAUUCUUCCACGAAUGAGAAAGGUCUUCUGUUGAAUUUCGAGGACAGAAAUGGGAAGCUGUGGAGAUUCAGGUACUCUUACUGGAAUAGCAGCCAAAGCUAUGUCAUGACCAAAGGCUGGAGCCGUUUUGUCAAGGAUAAGAAACUUGAUGCUGGCGAUAUAGUUUCUUUCCAGAGAGUAGUAGGCGAGUUUGGUAAAGAUCGUCUUUUUAUUGAUUGGAGGCGGAGACCUGAUGCACCAGACCCGGUUUCUUUCCAUCCCCAUCAACGCCACUUCUCUUUGCACCGGUCAAUCCCGUGGAGACCAUUGCUAAUGCGGCCGCCACCAACAGGAAGAGACCACUUGCACUUGUCACCGAUAAACCCUCUAAACAGAAAUAGCUAUUAUGGUGGUUAUCCAACUGGAAGCAAUGUGGUGAAUCCAGGACGUACAAUGGGAUCAGUAUUUUAUUUGAGACCAGCAGUGGCAGCAGCAGCCCCACAAAUGGGAAUGGGAAUGAUGGAGUGGCAGCAGCGAGGUGGAGUUGUAGAACCAGUUGUGUUCGAUUCGGUGCCGGUGGUCCAAGGCAAGGCUGCAGCCAAGAGGUUAAGGCUUUUCGGGGUGAACAUGGAUUGCCCCAUAUCAGAGUCAGAUGAAUGUGAGAUAUUAUCUGCAACUGCCAUAGCAAAUGGUACAAUGGCAUCACAGCCUCCCCAACUUUCUUCAUCAUCCCAGCAUCCUUUCCAAUUAAGGCUCUACAAUGGCACCCCACUCCCCCCCACUGACUUUCUUAAAGCCAACAAAGGGAAGGCUUCCAUGUCCUUUGAUUUGGAUAUGUAACCGCAAGAAAUCAAUUUGGCAGACAGUAUAUUCAGCCACCAAGUUAAUUGCCUUUGCCAUAAUCAACACCUGCCACCACCGUCACCACCAACAAACAACAACAAAAUGCAAGAAGAUAAGGAUAGGAGAAUUGCAAGGCUAGCUGCUAAUCCGGUUCUUUUUUUCAAUUUAUCACUUCUUGAUUCUUAUGAUCAUAUCCUUAUCUAUACCGAAUAAAAAGAGAAGGAAGAACAUUGAUGGGUAUUUGAGAAAAAAAAAAUCAUAUUCCAAUGUUGUUGUUUUCCAGCUUAAUUAGAUCAGAAGGGAGUUCAACGUUUGGGUGCCAGUGAAGAUUUAGUUAGAGAUGAGAUGAUCACAACCAUAACCCAAGAGCCUUUUGCUUUUAACUUGUGUAUAAAAUAAAAAGGAUUACGCAUAGAUAAAUGAGACAUAGAUCCAUCAAGCCUUAAAUUUCAUGUUUGCUUUUUGUAGGGCCUGGUCUCUUCUGAAUGUAUCCAUUGUUUCCACUGAAUUAGUUCCCAAGUAUCUUUACUCUUUGGCUCGCAACUGCUCUCCCUCUUUCUUUCUCUUUCUCUCACUCUCUCUCUCUCCACUGUUGUUUAGUUAAUAACAACCUUUCCUGAUUCCUCAAUAACCGAUGAGCAGUGCGCUAACUAUCUGAUGUAAACCAAGUUUUUUUAUCUCUUUUGUUUUUUACCUUGCUAGGUUGUUGUUCUUGUCGCUGCUUCGUUGGACAGUCCCGCAGGUUGUGCUGAGAAAUUUGCAGGGCUUUUAAAAGGUAGGAGUAGUUAUAUCAAUUUUCUUGGACCCUUUUUGUUUAUUUAGUAAUUCUAUCUUGCCUGUUUAACCCCUUUAUACGCAUUAAUAUGUUUCUGUUUUGUUCUUUUCAAGUUUGAAUGUUCCCUUUCUCUAAUUUGCUGGUUUCCUCGAUCACUUCAAUUCACCGCAUAGAGACAUACCAUUAACUCUCCCUUGGUGAACGCAGAUGCCAUCAUAAAUAUAAAAUUUAUUUUAAUUCUUUUUGUACGUAGUAGUUAUCUGGUCAGCUUCCACUGCAUGGUUAC